This is a messenger RNA of Propithecus coquereli (Coquerel's sifaka), 883 nucleotides long. RefSeq names its product G patch domain containing 4 (gene GPATCH4). NCBI's taxonomy places the organism in Eukaryota, Metazoa, Chordata, Mammalia, Primates, Indriidae. The annotation marks the transcript as partial. Gene Ontology annotation, biological process: regulation of ribosome biogenesis. The record is from RefSeq and is a predicted model, not a curated record. The transcript is spliced from 8 exons. Gene Ontology annotation, molecular function: nucleic acid binding. Gene Ontology annotation, cellular component: nucleolus.
GGUUUCGAUGGCCUAGAAGGACCAAAACAGCAUUUCCGGGAAGAUGGCGGCACAUACGUCCGGUAUGGCACAUGUUUCAGCAGAGAGGACCCCGCAAUGACGGAUGAUAUCACCUCUUCUUCCCUGGUGAGAGUUUGAGGACAGACGCUUUUUUCUCACCAUGAGUGUCACCCCAGAGGUCAAGAGUCAUGGGAUGAAGUUUGCUGAGGAGCAGCUGCUAAAGCAUGGAUGGACUCAAGGCAAAGGCCUGGGCCGGAAGGAGAAUGGCAUCACCCAGGCUCUCAGAGUGACGCUGAAGCAGGACACUCACGGGGUGGGACAUGACCCUGCCAAGGAGUUCACAAACCACUGGUGGAAUGAGCUCUUCAACAAGACUGCAGCCAACUUGGUAGUGGAAACUGGACAGGAUGGAGUACAGAUAAGGCGCCUUUCUACAGAGACCACCUGUCGUAAUCCUCCCAAGCCCAACUUGCUGUAUCAGAAGUUUGUGAAGACAGCCACCCUGACUUCAGAUGGAGAGAAGCCAGACAAAGACAUGGAGAGCUGCAGUGAUGUCAACAACCAGAGACCCAAGCCCCCAAAGAUUCUGACGGAUGAGAUGCUGCUCCAAGCCUGUGAGGGGCGAACAGCACACAAGGCUGCCCGUCUUGGGAUUACGAUGAAGGCCAAACUUGCUCGGCUGGAGGCCCAGGAGCAGGCCUUCCUGGCUCAUCUCAAAGGCCAGGACUCUCAGGACUCUCAACCACAGUCAGAGAGCAAGCCCCCCAAAAAGAAGAAAAAGAAAAAGAAGCACAAAGAGGAGGAAGAGCCUACAGCACCUGAAAGGAAUGCAGAUGAGAAGCACCCAGAACACACUGACCAGAGGAUCAGGAAAAGCAAGAAG